UGCUGCUCCAGGGCCGGUGCGCCACCCUCAGGCCGGGAGGACUACUGCUGUACAACCUCUGGUCUCUAGGCAACCAGGAACCACACCGCGGAGCAAGACUGUCAGGCGAAACAUGGAGAGCUCCCCAGGCAAUGUUGAUUCUGUAGAUCCACUGUCCAGGACUGGAGAAGAGAGGGAAAACAAAGAAACUGAAAAGCCUGCUGAAGAGAAGGAUGCAAGGCCGAUAGAAGCAAAGGAUUACACACUGUUUGAGACUCUGUGUGACACUGUUCUAUCAUCACUGGCAUUACUGCAAAACAGUAUCACUGAGCUUUUGGAUUUCAAAGAUCAACUGAUGAACCAUGCCCUUCCAACCAGCCUCCUAGCCCAUUUGGUCAUCAUCACAGGGCGGCUUUUCCGCAGUGUUUCUGACAUGUAUACUCCAACCACUGAGCUGGUCCGCCUUGUACGAUUCUAUGCUACGCCAUGGGAACAGAAGAAAGAAAUCCUGAACUUAUUGUAUGCAGAUCAUGAAAGGAAAAAGCAUCAGCUGGAUGUGGCAGUGAGACGACUGCAAUUACUUGAUGGACAUGCCAGAUGGAUUGCUCGGGAACGUCAGAUAUUGAACUGGGAGAAGUUGUUUGGAAAGCUGAUGACUGCAAAGACUCAUGGGCGACGGUGGAAGUUUCGCGUAGAAUACCUGAAGAGGAAAGGUGUGAUCAGCCUAGAAUCUCAACAGUUCAUGGAGAGUUCAAUUAAGUCUGAAAUGAGAAAUGGACAAAUUGACUCGGAGCUGAACAUUGUCUCUAAAGUCACAGAAUCUCGACAGAGCCUGAUUAGCAGUGAGGAUCAAGAGGCUGAUACAGGGAAAGGAAAUGAUAAUGAGGAAGAGAAGACAGAUGACAGUGAUUUGGAGGAAACUAAUGCCCCAAUGGAGAGAUUUCCAUUGGAGGGUGAGAGCACUUUUUUAAAGAUAGACACUAUUGAUAGAGAAACACAAACUGAGGGACAGACAGAGGAGCAGGGAACCUGGACAGGUGACCCUCUCCAACAUAGAUUUCUCUGUGUGACAGUGAGUAAAUUUUAUGGCCCCUUUGAGCAAGGUCUGUCCUGUCAAGUUACCUAUCAACAAGAAUGUCACCAGAUACAGCUUAUACAGGACCCAGAGAACAAGCAAAACAGAAAAUCACGAAAACAAGUCAAAAUAAGUACCGAUAAACAAGAUUUGCCUGCCACAGGGUCUACACUUGGAAUAUUAAAAACAUCAGAAGUAACCAAGAGUGAUUUUGCAAAGUCAGCCUUGGAGUCUGUACUGACUGGUACUUGUGGAGCAAAGUUUGAAAUGGUGCUAUCAGGAGAUAAGGAGGAUUCUUCUAUGCUGAAGGUGUUGCUUUUCCGCAAACAGCAAGGUGUGAUUGCCGAAGGGGAGAUAAAAUUGCCAGAGGAUCUACAGAUGGGACAAAAACAUAGGAGUAAUAUCGAAAUUCAACUUUUUACUCCUAAAUCUUCACGAUUAGUAGCGAGAACCAUCGCGGCCCUAUGCAUCAGCCUCCACUUAGAGGAGAUGGAGGAGUUCAUGUGGAAGGAUCAGUCCACUGAAGCUUGGAGUCUAGAGGAGUUGGUCUUGGAUGCUACAGGGAUAGACUUGAAGGAAACUAGUCAAGUUGAGCUUGAAAAUUGCGUCAAAAAACCUGAGCUAAGAGAAUGCUGCACUUCUGCAAUGUCCUGGGUAUCCUCUUCUCAUGAAAAAUCAGGUUUAGUUCCUGAGGAAGAAGUGCAGCUCUUGAUAGAAGAGCACAAUCUCCAGCUCGCCCAAUUGCAGGAAAUGCAUGAGAAGCAGUUGUGGAACCUUCUAGAGUCACUAAGAUCAAACACUACAACAAACAGUGUUCUCCAUCAGACUUCCAUAUCAGCAGAUAUGCCAGAGAGGUUGCUGAGAUCAGAGAAUGCCCAGUUGACAACUGAGAGCCAGCAUAAUGGCACAGAGACAAAAGAUAGAUGGAUAUUCAAUCGCUCAGCUCGAGAUCCCAGAUCAUCACUGGUCAGUCCAAAAUCACCACAGAAAAGUGCUGCCAAAAAGCAACAGAAAAUGAGCGUGACUGAGAGCCUGCUGCUAAAGAGGAAACUUCCACAGGAUGUUUGGGAGAGAAUGAAAGUGCUGGAGGAAAAUAUGUGGAGAAAUAAACAAAAUAUGAUUGAAAAGCUUCAGUGUGAGACUCGUCAGAACCUUGAGAAGCAGCUUUUGGUUCAGAAAAGGCUUCACCGGCACUCAGACAACAGAGAAAGUGGCAACAGAAGCAAAGAUGAAAUCUGUUUCCCAGCCCUGUUCAUGCCAAUGAAGAUUGGACAAGUAUUUACUCCAAAGGCUCGUUUGUACUUUCAUCCAUCAGGAUCAGCAGGCUUCUUCCGUCUAACCCAGGCACCAUCGGUGAUUAGCCUCCCUACUCUGUGCAGCAGCACUAGGGUGUCUGUUCUGAAUCUCCUGAACCCAAAGGUAACGUUGCCAAUAAGCCCAGCCAUUGAGGGUAACCACACCUCCACAGAAAAUGAGAUGAUGGUCAACAAACUGGUAUCUGGUGCAUCCACCAUAAAUCAGGCAUGGACAGACAGUGAGGGCAAGCCACAGGAUUAGAUCAAGAUUCCGAAAAUGUGGAGACUUUCAUUAAAUCUGCAGAUGUGCCAUUUCCUUUCUCAUUCCUGUUCAAAGAUGCCAAUUCUUGCUAGGGUACUUCCUAUGUGUACUUGCAGCUUUUUGACACUAUACACAUUUUUUUAGACUUAUUAUUACUGUGGAAGUCUAAACAGUGAGUGUCAAGCUGUUUAGCAGUAAAGCACAUCACGGUCAAACCUCAUCCUAUUUUCACCUGAUAGUACGACACUUGUACUUUGAGGGAAUCCAGAACGCUUGGUUUGUUUUUCCCUCAUUUCCCAAGAUAAGACCAAUUGUAGUGUUCUAUCAGUGCCUCAGCUAUCACUGUUAGUGAAAUUUCAGUUCUCUUUGAGAUGUCUCAGAAGGGAUAAUUUCAGGAUUCAGGAAAGAGGAAAUUCAGAAGCAGUCUGAGAACAUAAUAGUGAUUUGAGUAAAAAUAAGAGUGGGUCAAGGUGAUACAGAUAACAAAAAUAAUAGGGUAUUAGUGGCUAAGGUGAUAGAGAAAAACAUUAAAGCAAAAGGCACUCUAAAUCUGCAAAAUGUUAAUAAAGGGAUAUAACAUUUGAAGUAAAUUAAUAAGCACUGGCAGAUGGAAUGUUAUGUCUGGAAAUGUUGUUAUCCACUUCUGGAUAACAAACAGAAAUGUUAUAUUUGUAUUGAAGUUUAGAGACGAGGGAGUAUUGGUAUUUGGAAGGACUUGACUAUCCCUUGUUUACAAAUAACAGAAUUUUAGCAAACAAUGAAAACAAAAUACAUUAGCUUUUAUAACAAAGGGACUGAGUAUAAAAAAAAUUAAACCUUGUUGCAAUUAAUACCUUGCCAAGACCAAAUUAGAAUGCCAUUUACAUGUAUCCUUGCAUUAGGAAGGAAAGGAACACUUAGGAGGGAAUGCAGUGAAAGAUAACUGAAUUGGUUGCAGGAAGAAGGGAUUGUCCAAAGAUGAGAGAUUGUUUAGAUUAGAUCUACAUUCCUUAGAUGCAACAGAAUGACAGCUGAUCACAUUGAAAAGUAAAAUCUUACAUGUCUUUACAGGAUAAAUACUGGGAAGAUGUUUCCCUGGUUGAGAAGUUUACAACUCUUAGGAUAAAAGCCCAACUCUAGAGGACUCAUAUGAGGAGAAAUUUCCACACUUAAGUGAAUUCCAAAUGUACAUGACUCUAAGAUGAUACUGGCUACACUAUUGUUCUAUAUAUUUAAGACAGAUCAAUACAUUUUUUGUAUGGAAGAGGGCAUGAAUGUGAAAUUGAGGUAAAACAUCAGCCAUAAUUUUAUUGAAUGAUAUAGGUUCCAGAAGACCUAUUCCUGCUCUUAUUUCUUGUAUUUUUUUCACAUUCACUUAGAAAGUUGGAUUGAGGUAUGAAUGGAACUGCUUCGAUAUCAGUGUGUUAUUUUUAUUCCAGCAAGGAUUUCUUUCUGUGCUUUUAUUUAUGAAGCCCUUGAAAAGGAGAGCUCUUGAUAUUUUUGUUAGCUUUAGUAGAUGUAUCAUUUUAAUAUCAAUUGCUUGACUUUUAUCUAAUAAUGACUUUCAAAUAAACAUUAACUCCCUUUUAAAUGCCUCAAAUAAAUUUACUACAGUGGUUUUCUGGAAUAGUGUUAUCCACAUUUUCACAAUUCACUGUGAAUUUUUUUCUCAGAUUUACUUUUAACUGAAUUAAUUGAAAUUCCAGGAUUAUCUUAUCCUGACUCUUCAACUGCAGGGAAGAGUUGUUCUUGCUUUGUUGUGCCAAGGUUUUCAUUAUUUUCCACAUUUUAAUCUGAUCUCUUAAACUGUUUUAUUUCCACAGAAUAUAAUCCAAU
Chiloscyllium plagiosum (whitespotted bambooshark) is the source of this 4426-nucleotide messenger RNA. RefSeq lists its product as uncharacterized. Lineage: Eukaryota; Metazoa; Chordata; Chondrichthyes; Orectolobiformes; Hemiscylliidae. The record is from RefSeq and is a predicted model, not a curated record.